Messenger RNA from Budorcas taxicolor (takin), 893 nucleotides. RefSeq names its product U2 small nuclear RNA auxiliary factor 1 like 4 (gene U2AF1L4). The record is from RefSeq and is a predicted model, not a curated record. Gene Ontology annotation, molecular function: metal ion binding; pre-mRNA 3'-splice site binding. Lineage: Eukaryota; Metazoa; Chordata; Mammalia; Artiodactyla; Bovidae. Gene Ontology annotation, cellular component: U2AF complex; spliceosomal complex. The transcript has 9 exons. The coding region runs from base 54 to 767 and encodes 237 amino acids. Gene Ontology annotation, biological process: mRNA splicing, via spliceosome.
UAAGCAACGGAAAUGACGUAAAUAGCAGACAGAGUUGGAGGGUUUGGGUAAAAAUGGCUGAAUAUUUAGCAUCGAUAUUCGGGACUGAGAAGGACAAGGUUAACUGCUCUUUUUACUUUAAGAUCGGGGCCUGCCGGCACGGGGACCGGUGCUCCCGGCUUCACAACAAGCCGACUUUCAGCCAGGUUCCUCCCCCAACCUUCAGGCUCUUCUCCCAGGAACUUGGCCACGCCCCCACCAUAGUGCUGCUCAACCUGUAUCGGAAUCCACAGAACACCGCCCAAACCGCAGACGGAUCGCACUGUCACGUGAGCGACGUGGAGGUGCAAGAACACUAUGAUAACUUCUUCGAGGAAGUGUUCACCGAACUGCAGGAGAAGUACGGGGAGAUUGAAGAGAUGAAUGUGUGCGACAACCUGGGGGAUCACCUCGUGGGCAAUGUUUAUGUCAAGUUUCGGCGUGAGGAAGAUGCAGAGCGGGCAGUGGUUGAGCUCAAUAACCGCUGGUUCAACGGGCAAGCUGUGCAUGCUGAGCUGUCUCCCGUCACCGAUUUCCGGGAGUCGUGCUGUCGGCAGUAUGAGAUGGGGGAAUGUACCCGAGGUGGUUUCUGCAACUUCAUGCACCUGCGACCCAUUUCCCGCGACCUCAGGCGGCAGCUCUACGGGCGGGGACCCAGGCGCAGGUCACCCCCAAGGUCCCAUACUGGCCACCGUCCCCGAGAAAGAAAUCGACGACGGUCUCCAGACCACCGGCAUGGCCGUUUCUGAGACCCUGACCCCCUUGCCCUCCACCCUUGGCAGGCACAGAUGUUCCUCGCCAGGACACCUCCUCAAAGUUCCCGUAACUUCCCAGUGACAUCUUCUCCAGACUCUGGGUCUCCAUGAUGUAACACC